Pygocentrus nattereri (red-bellied piranha) is the source of this 3486-nucleotide messenger RNA. RefSeq names its product CXXC finger protein 5b (gene cxxc5b). The transcript is spliced from 3 exons. Gene Ontology annotation, molecular function: zinc ion binding; methyl-CpG binding. NCBI's taxonomy places the organism in Eukaryota, Metazoa, Chordata, Actinopteri, Characiformes, Serrasalmidae. Bases 1257 to 2129 code for a protein of 290 amino acids. The record is from RefSeq and is a predicted model, not a curated record. Gene Ontology annotation, cellular component: nucleus.
CCAUUUCAAAUAGGCGCACAGCAGCAGCAGCAGCAGCAGCUGUGUAAUAUUAUAUAAUAUAUGGUAAGUAAGAGCGCGUGCAGAAUGAAGCUGUGCUGUGCAGGUUAACUGAGGUCACUAUGCAAGAACCAACAGAGGCCUAAAUGAAGUGAAGGCAUUGCAAACUCAGCAGAGCAGUCCACGGCCUGACACCUAUAAUAGGCAACUUUUAUAUUAUUUAUUUAUGUGUGAAUGUGUCAGAAUUUGUGAACGUGCAUUAGAAAUGGUAUAACAGCACUGAUGGGAUCCGACACUGUAACAAACCUGCAGUGAAACGGGACAUUUCACAUUCUUCCUCAGCGUUUGGGUAGAUGCUCAUCUUAAGUGAAGUGUGUCAGUUAAAAGUAGCCUCUUGUAAAAGCUUAAUCGCUUUUAAAGAUGAAACGUAGUGUCUAUAUUGCCCAGUGCUCCACAGUUUAGUGUUGAUGUCAGAGGAUACAAUGUGAUGCUGUUCGAUCUCUACAGAUGAACUCCUUCUGACACCCGGUUUAGCUGUAUUCAGCAGUAAAUGCUCACUGCAGUGUGAUUCUAAUUUCAGGUUGAAGGCAAAUUCCUUUGAUUUUUUCAAAUGUUUUGCCUAAUUAAGUGGUUGAUGAAGUCAUUCAGAGUGCUUUGAUGUGAAAUGCUCCUUUUCAGCGAAUCUAACCAUGUCUGACUUGGUUACAGUGGUGGUGAUAGGAACCAGACGUCCGAAGAGUUCAACACCUUCAAAAGCUCCCUCACAGGAAUACGUUAGGAAUACUCUGCCUGAUGCCUGAAAACACUGUUUUAUGAUAGUUUUGAGAUGUGGCCUUAAAAGUGAUGGUGCUGAGGCACGUAGAGGGCAUUGUAAGGCUCAGCAGCGGCUAUAGGGACCCUUAUUUUUUCUGGUUUUAUCGUCAUCACCAUUGACUAUAAAACCUCAGGGGACACAUGCUGGUUCACUGGUCCUCUUGGACGGUAAAUACAAAGGCUACAUUUGACCUGACUGUGAUCUCUGGUGUCCAUCACCUCAAAACGAAAUCAGAGUCGGUCUUAACAGUGGACAGCCCAGUAAAAUGCCUGUGAGCACGGCGUGCCGUCUGUUGUAGGUGAGCACACUUGACUGCUGGACUCUUCACCUCGGCAAGCAUCACUCCUCCCCGCACACCAAUCAGAGCGAGAACAUUGCCGCCCUCUGCCUUUGCCCUUCACCCCUCCUCCCCCCCUCUCUCUCCCUCCCCCUCGUGCUGUGGGCCAUGUCUGGCAGUGGGGGGUUGAUGGAGGGAAACCAAGCCAGAGAGGAUGAGGAUGCCAGGGACAGCUGCUGCGGUGAAGAAGACUCGUCGCCCGUGGUGGAGAGGCGGAAUCGGAGCGGCAUCAUCAGCGCCCCGCUCAACAAGAGCCUCAAACACUCCCGGGCGCUCUCCCAGUACAUUGCAACAUGCUCCGCUGCAGCCGCUGUCGCUAAUGCUAAUGCUAACAGACUCGCCCAGAGCUCCUUAGUGUCCACAGGGGUGAAGGCCCACUCCACAGCCGCCCAACACAGAGCCCAAGUGGGACUCACCAAACUGGACCGGGGGGCUCUGUUGUCCGGCCUACUGGACUCUCCGAGCGGGCUGCAUCUGGCCCAGGCCGCUGAGCUCUUACGGCAGGCCAGCAUGCUGCUUCCUGUCUCCGACUCUACUGGUCUUAACAUGAGCGGAGACAUGGAAGGAGUCUCGGCCUCCGAUUCGUUAGGGAGCGUGACGGACUUCCCGUUGCUGAGUAAUGGCGGGGGAGUGGGAGGUGGCUUCCCAUUCCACCCAGGCCUCUUCAUCAUGACGCCGGCGGGAGUCUUCUUGGCAGACGGAGCGCUGUCCCAGGUGACGGGUGCAACGGAGCACCAGCAGACCCACAGCGAGAUCACUUCGGCCAUCAGCGCCAAUGGGAAGAAGAAGCGCAAGCGCUGCGGCCUGUGCCCGCCCUGUCGGCGCAGGAUCAACUGCGAGCAGUGCAGCAGCUGCCGCAACCGCAAGACCGGCCACCAGAUCUGCAAGUUCAGAAAGUGCGAGGAGCUGAAGAAGAAGCCAGCCGGAGGCCUGGAGAAGGUGAUGCUGCCCACCGGAGCUCCGUUCCGCUGGUUUCAGUAGGACGUCGCAUGAGUUGGACUUAAGCCUCGCUUAAAAUAACGGACUGCCAAUCAACCGCAAUGCCACCGCCCACUCGGACUGCUGCGGGCUUGUAAACACUGGCCACAAAUACAGAAACAAAUAAACAAACACAUCUCUCUAAACGGGGAGAGAAGACAAGGCACUAAAUGAGAACGAAGCUGUUUCUUCUGAACCAAAAAUAAACUGCCGUGGCAGCAUGUCGUUGCUUAGUUUUAUUAUUAUUUUAUUCUUUUUCCGUUUGUCCAUUGGUUCUCUAUGUUCCGUUCUGGAACCAUUUGACUUCUUAUUUAGAGUCAUGUCCUUUGUCGGACACUUCGGGAACUCUUAACCGCCAAACAGAAAAGUGUACAAUCAUUUUAAUUUACGUGUUUUGUGUUUCUGUUUGUCCACGUGUGGAGGAAUGCUGUAUUUGCGUUAGAGAAUGUAAACUCAAGACUCUGUUUUAAAAGCUAGUUAUUAAUCCAGAGCACUAUUGUACAAUUAGCACCAAUGUUCUUACUGACUGCCUCAGUAUGUUUGGAUUUGGCUUUUUUUUAUGUUAUGUUAUUUUUUUUCUGAAGGGGGCGAGUUUGUCUUAAAACUAUGGUUUUCAAAUCCCUGUUUGAUAUCAAAGCAGAUGAAAAGAGAGAGGAAAACAUGGUAAUGUAGCAACCCUUUUGCCAAACAUGCAGAAAACAAAGGCCUUUAGUGUUAUUUUCUGUAUUGUGAAACAGAAUCAGUGUCGUUCAGCCAUCGGGGAGUUCACUGGAGAACGGCGGAGACAAGUGGAGAAAAGAGUACGAACACCAGGCUGUGGCAUUUAAAGAUCAGAUCAUUACUGUCCAUGUCACAUUGCCCUAUUGGAUACCAAUUGGUCAAGCGGAAAUCAGGGUGUGGUGGGCAGGCUGGUGACCUGUAAGAGGCCAAACAUAGCUCCCACUGAGCCUCUUCAGGGAGGUAUUCAGUUGUAUGUCUGCCUAGCUUGCAAUGCUCAUUUUUUCCCCUCGAAGUCUUCGUUUAAAACAAUGAAGCUCGAGGGAAGCCCCACAUAGUGGUGGCCGUCCUGGACGGGUGACCACAAACCGUUGUGUCAGUUACACUGGUGUUCUGUUCUGUUUCCCUGUUGAAGCCUGGAUGGAGGGGUCUUUCCCCAGUUAAAUCUGGUGACAGAGAUGAAGCUCAAGUCCCUGAAGUGUGUAAUGGUCUUCAUUACCAUGCCAGUGUCUCCACAGCCACUUCUCUGGGGGCUGCAUUUGUAAACUGGAUAAAUGAAUGCAUGUAUCUGUGUCAGAAAUCAACAGCUCUGAGGUUGCAGCUCUCCUCAACUUUGGAAUAAAUAGAGGUACAAAUCAGCGUA